This is a messenger RNA of Andrographis paniculata, 5069 nucleotides long. RefSeq names its product transcriptional elongation regulator MINIYO. The transcript is spliced from 10 exons. The coding region runs from base 136 to 5004 and encodes 1622 amino acids. The record is from RefSeq and is a predicted model, not a curated record. Lineage: Eukaryota; Viridiplantae; Streptophyta; Magnoliopsida; Lamiales; Acanthaceae.
GGGUCAAAGUAAUUCAUCAAUUCUCCUGUGAAAUUCUCUUGGCUCAGCGCAUACGGACGUAGAAUUUUGAAACUGAAUCCCUCGUUUGUCAUUUGAUCAGGACAAGAAACUCUUUGUAAAUAAACCGGAGCAGCUAUGGAAAAAGAGGCUAGCGGACGGCGCCAAAACCCCAAAGCCAAGAUUUUAGGCGCAAUUCCGCUCCAAGUAAGUGAAGAAAGCGCUGCGCAGUUGGUUGGCGGCAUAGUCGAAAAGGGCUUCUCAGAUGAUCAACAGAGUAGGUCUUCCGGUCGAUUGCCGCCUCCUCGCCCCACUGUUCUGCCCUUUCCGGUUGCCCGCCACCGUUCACACGGUCCACAUUGGACUCCUAAAGUGGAAAAAUUCAAUGCUGUCAAUGAAAAUGAUGAUAUGGAUGAUCUUGAAGAUGAGGAAGAUUGGAAUGGGGUGGGCUUGGUUGCUAAGCCAAUACAAAGGAAAGAGAAGAGAGGUUUGGAUUUUAGCCGGUGGCAUGAGAUGUUGGAAAGUGAGCCUAGUUUCAUGCACCACGAGAAGAAAAAAGAGAGGCACAUGAUUGAGAGGGAAGAUGACGAUAAAGCCGAAGGAAAAGUUUCUGAGGAAUUAAGCAUGCAAAUUUCUGGGCCAGGGGAUAGAGAGUCAGGUAGAGCUUCAUUAGUUUUGAGUGAAGAAAGGCAAAAUGAUUUGGAAAUGCAUCACAUGCCGAAGUCCCAUAUGGUUUCUGGUUUUGAUGGGCAGAAGUUAGUGGGUGGAGAGGAUGGAAGUCUUGAGAAUCAGAUUGAUUCUGAGAAUCAUGCUCGGCUGGCAAAGAUGUCUCAUGAAGAGAUUGCUGAAGCCCAAGCAGAAAUAAUGUCGAAGCUGAAUCCAGAUUUGAUUAAGGCUUUGAAGAAACGGGGCCAAGAAAAAAUUAGGAAGAAGGAUAGUUCUGGUUUUGCUGCACAGAAGUUAGUAGGUGGAGAGGAUGGAAGUCUUGAGAAUCAGAUUGAUUCUGAGAAUCGUGCUCUGCUGGCAAAGAUGUCUCAUGAAGAGAUUGCUGAAGCACAAGCAGAAAUAAUGGCGAAGCUGAAUCCAGAUUUGAUUAAGGCCUUGAAGAAACGGGGCGAAGAAAAAAUCAGGAAAAAGGAUAGUUCUGGUUUUGCUGCACAGAAGUUAGUGGGCGCUGAAUAUGGCAAUCUCCAAAGGCAGAUUGAUUCUGAGAAUUCUGCUCAACUGGCAUCAAUGUCUGCUGAUGAGAUUUCUGAAUCACAAGCUGAAGUGAUGGCAAAGUUGAAUCCAGAAAGGAUUGAGGCCUUGAAGAAACGGGGCCAAGACAAAGUUAGGAACAAGUCUUCAAACUCUGAUAAUACAAACAGCGAGGCAAAUGGUGUGCAGCAUGAUAAAAAUGCAUCGAGCCAUGGGAGCUCUGGAUCUGAUAAGCGAAUAGAUAUGGUUACUGGCGAUGCAAUGGAAGACAAAAAUCUCUCAAAUAUAAAUCCAAAGAAUUCUAGUGCUUGGGAAGCUUGGAGCAAAAGAGUUGAGCGCGUCAGAGAUAUGAGAUUCUCCUUGGAUGGGAACGUUAUUAACUGGGAUUCUGUUCAUUUAUCAGAUGCUGGAAAUGGAACAUCUAAAAGUGGAUACAAUCCAGAUAAUGUGUCAGAACGUGAUUUUCUUAGAACUGAAGGUGACCCUGGUGCUGCUGGCUACACAAUCAAAGAGGCAGUGGCCCUAACUAGGAGUGUGGUUCCUGGGCAGCGCGCUCUUGCUUUACAUCUUAUUGCAGCUAUUCUUGAUCUGGCGAUUCACAACAUCUGUCAGAAUCAAGUUGGUGAUGCCAAGGAAUCUGUUGACUGGGAGGCUAUCUGGGCCUUUGCUCUUGGUCCAGAACCUGAGCUUUCUUUAGCAUUGAGAAUUUCCCUUGACGAUAACCACAACUCUGUGGUACUUGCUUGUGCCAAAGCCAUUCAAUGUGCGCUCAGCUAUGAGAUGAAUGAUACAAUAUUUGAUGUCUCAGAGAAGUUACCCUCUUAUGCAGGGGGUAUUUGUACUGCUCCUGUUUUUAGAAGUAAACCAGAUGUCAAAUCCGGAUUUCUUCGUGGUGGAUUUUGGAAAUAUAAUACCAAACCUUCCAACAUUCUUUACUUUGGUGAGGAAUCUGCAGGGGAUAAAACUGAAGAUGAACACACCAUUCAGGAUGAUGUCUUUGUUGCUGGGCAGGAUAUUGGUGCCGGUCUUGUUAGAAUGGGUAUUCUUCCAAGAAUCUGCCAUCUUAUGGAGACAGAUCCUAGCGCACCACUAGAAGAAUGCUUGAUUUCUAUCUUGAUUGCAAUAUCAAGGCAUUCUCCGACAUGUGCUGCUGCUGUCAUGGACUGUGGGAAGCUUGUUCAGACAAUUGCAAGCAGAUUCACUUCAAAAGAACCAAUGGGAAUUAAUGCUUGCAAGAUCAAAUCGGUUACACUCAUCAAAGUGUUGGCUGAGCUUGAGAACAAGAACUGCUUAGCAUUUAUAAAUAAUGGAAUUCUCCAACAGGUGACUUGGCAGUUAUUCCGACACCCAUUUUCUAUAGAGCAUUGGGUAAAAUCUGGGAGAGAUGGCUGCAAACUUUCCUCAGCUUUGUUAGUUGAACAAUUGCGCCUCUGGAAGAUCUUCUUUCACUACGGAUACUGCAUUUCCGACUUUCCUAAUCUAUAUGCUUCAUUAUGCACCUUGUUGAGUGUGCCUGAAUUUGAGAGGCUAAUCGACAAUGAUGUGAUGAAGGAAUAUUGUGCCAUCGCAAAGGAAGUAUACCUUCUUCUGGAUGUUUUAGCAGGUCGACUUACUAAGUUUUAUUCACAGACGCCUGAAAAAGUGGAUGCUGCCGCUAGGUCUGAAGAGAAUUGGUUGUGGGGUCAAUUUGGUUCUAUCAUUGAUCAAUCUCUCGAGUGGAUAGCUGUUAAAAAGAUUCCACAUGUAUCCAGAAUCUUCAACUGUCAAGAUAAAGAUGGUGACUCUUGUGGUUUGCACGAUUCGUAUAAAACUUCCAUCUUAUGGAUCAUUUCUUCUGUUUUGAAUAUGUUCUCAACAGUUCUGAAAGCAGCUACCCCAGAGGACACCAUGCUUAAUAGUCAUUUGCCAUGGCUUCCAGACUUUGUCCCGAAGCUUGGACUUGAAAUUAUUAGAAAUGGAUAUUUAAGAUUUUCAGGAGUUGGAGAUUCGAUCUCCAGCAACAAUCUUUCUGAAGACGCUUCCAUACUUAAGUAUUUAUGGAACUUGAGGCUUAGAGUGGAACCAGAAUUGGCCAUAUCUUCUUCAUGUUGUCUCCAAGGAUUACUCCAAGUCAUUACCUCUGUCGAUAACUUGAUCCAGCAUGCAGACCUUGAUAUCCGAAACCCAAAAUUUCAAAAUCAGAAUCUUUCGAUGGAAGAUAAGGUUCUUGCCAAUGGGAUGCUCAACUCAUGUGGUGUCGAGAUGCAAGAUUUGCUGACUGCUUUAAUGGAACUAAUUGCCAACGAGUGGCAAUGUAUGCAAUCUGUUGAGACAUUUGGCCGAGGAGGCCCAGCUCCAGGUGCCGGUGUUGGCUGGGGUGCCGCUGGUGGAGGGUAUUGGUCCUUGAACACUCUGUUGGCUCAGCAGGAUGCAAGAUUGCUCGUUUACUUGCUUGAAAUUUCUGAAGUGCCCACUGUAGAAGAUCCCUUAGAACCUGGACAAAGCCUUGCAAUGCAAAUGCUAAAUUGCUCGCUCUCCGCUUGCUUGAUUGGGGGCCCUGGAAACAGUUCUUUCAUUGAAAAGUUACUGAAAUUCAUAUUCCAGGUUUCUGUUCUAAAGCAUCUUGGCUUGGGCAUCCAACAGUUCCUUUAUAGUAGAAAGGGAUGUCGACCAUUUGGUUGGAAUUAUACGGGUGAGGAGUUACAGCUAUAUGCCGAUGUUUUGAUUGCUCACUUUAGGAACAGGUGGCUUACUGUAAAGAAGAAACAGAAGGCUGAAGAUGCAGAUAGUCGGUUAAACCACAGAUCUAAGAAGAAAGAGAGCUGGUUGCUGGAGACCAUUCACGAGGACUUGGAUUCGCCAAACCCCGCUGGGAAAGAGAUGUCUCGUUUAAAACUGGAGUGGACUUAUCAAAGAUUGCCUCUUCCAUCACAUUGGUUUCUCAGUGCAAUCUCCACCCUUCACUACAAAGAAAGUGACAUUUCCAAAGCUGGGCUCUUCUUUCUUCUUGGUAUUGAAGCAAUGCCUGCCUGCCACGGCUCUCCUGUCAAACAUGUUCCCGUCGUUUGGAAACUGCAUGCAAUGUCUGCUGUACUACUCUCUGGGAUGAGCGUUCUUCAUGACGAGAAGAGCCGAGAUGUGUUUGAAACUUUACAAAAUGUUUAUGGUGAAACCAUUGAUAAAGGAUGUUCUUCCCUGCGAUUUGAGUCGGAUAUCCAUGAGAACUACUCCACCUUUAUUGAAAUGGUGGUAGAUCAAUUUGCAGCUGAAUCAUAUGGCGACAUUUUAUUCGGGAGACAAAUUGCAAUGUAUCUACACAGAUCUGUCGAACAUUCUGUUCGGCUCGCCACAUGGAAUGCUUUGUCGAAUGCUCAUGCUCUUCAACUUUUGCCUCCACUUACCGAAUGCUUAACCAGGGCAGAAGGAUAUCUCGAACCUAUUGAGGACAAUGAAAGAAUCCUUGAAAUGUAUGCGAAGGCAUGGGUCUCCGGCGCACUGGAUAAAGCAGCUACCCGGGGUUCAAUGGCGUUCGCGUUGGCACUGCACCAUCUUUCGUGUUUUGUAUUUGGGGAUGCAAUUGACAGCAUGCUCGCUCUCCGGAAUAGGCUCGUGAAGUCUCUGCUACGAGACUAUUCCCGUAAACAGCAGCAACGCGAGGGGAUGAUGGUGAAACUUGUAUGCUAUCGGAAACCUGACGCCGACCUUCCUCCGUUGCCGGAAUCGGAAAUCGGAAAAAGGUUGCAGCUGCUGAAAGAUAUUGGCGCCGCCGAUGGAAAUGUAGCUGCCAUGGAAAAGCUUGAAUCUUGCCUCAAAAUGCGUCAGAGGAUUUGAAUCUUGCAUCAAAGCUCAUACUCAUUUAGCUUUGGGUUAAAAAAAAAAAAGAACGAACUCAAGAA